Lytechinus variegatus (green sea urchin) is the source of this 2149-nucleotide messenger RNA. RefSeq names its product cysteine protease ATG4B-like (gene atg4b). Gene Ontology annotation, molecular function: protein-phosphatidylethanolamide deconjugating activity. The coding region runs from base 733 to 2106 and encodes 457 amino acids. NCBI's taxonomy places the organism in Eukaryota, Metazoa, Echinodermata, Echinoidea, Temnopleuroida, Toxopneustidae. The transcript is spliced from 10 exons. The record is from RefSeq and is a predicted model, not a curated record.
AUUUUCAUAUUGCGACAGGCCGCCAUGCAGACUGAAACUGGUCAGCCGUGUAUUGCGCAAUACCGCUGGGAAGUAAAAGUUGCGUUGUCUAUGUAUUGGCAAUUCUUAUAUGUCGCCUUUUAUUCUGUGUAUGUUUCAUAUUCUUAACCAUACUGAUUUUGAUUCGAUAUCCAGGUUUCACCCCUCUUAAAUGUCUUUGAAUGGUUAAGCUAGACAAAAAAAAAAGUUUACACUUUAUUGUUGUUUCCGAGGUCAGUAUUAGAGAAUUUAUGAUUGAUCAUGUAAAGCUUUCGAGGAAGAUUACCAGUAACAGUCUGAAAGGUACAUGUAGAGGGACAUGUACUGGUAAUCUGCGAAUCUUUACAAAAGCAUCUUAAAUCCACCCACUGCUGGCCUUCAUCCUUAUCAAGCUUUGUGCCCCUCCCAUUCUCAUUAUGAAAUAUUGUCAACAUGACUUGAUCUACAUUGAGUCACGGUUGUCCGGGUUGUGCAAUAUUCUUGAGUGACUUUUACUUCUAUUCUGCAAACGGUUUUAGGGUUCAACGUCAUUUCGUUUCGCUCGUGCUCGGCGUCCACAUGACUUUAACGGUUUGCUGAAUUUCUCUCCCGCCGCAAGUGCCACGCCCAUUUCCGAUUACAAAGUUUAACACGAUUUCCUCGUAGACAAACUGUGUUUUCAACACUUGCCGACGAUUUCAUGCGCAAGACAGUUCUACGUUUGCGUAUACUCCGAUGUUGCAUUUCUGUCUUCAGCCUGUCGGAGUUUGUGACUUCAUUGGUUCUAUUCCGUAUAGUCGAUCAGAUCACUUGAUGAUAUUAGAAUGGAUUCAUAAAAUGAAGAAGCGACACUACAAAAGGGCAUGUGCAACCUAUGAGAGUGGUAUGGUGGCCUUUGAGGACUUCCCCACAGACCUAGGACCGAUCUGGAUCCUCGGGAAGCAGUAUGACCUGACGCAGCACCAGCUAGAAGCCAGGCUGGAUGUCCUAUCGAGGUUGUGGUUCACGUACCGCAAGGGGUUCUCAAAUAUAGGUGGAACUGGACCAACGACAGACCAGGGAUGGGGAUGCAUGCUACGAUGUGGUCAAAUGAUGUUAGCACAGGCACUUGUCUGCAAACACCUAGGAAGAGAAUGGAGAUGGAGACCCCAGGAUCAAGAUGAGACGUAUCUCAAAAUCCUUCAACUCUUCCUUGACAAGAAAGAUAGCUGCUACUCAAUUCACCAAAUAGCUCAAAUGGGUGUAGGUGAAGGAAAGAAGGUUGGUGAUUGGUUUGGACCAAACACAGUGGGUCAAGUCAUCAGGAAGCUCUCACCCUUUGAUUCCUGGAGCGACCUCGCUGUUCAUGUCGCCCUUGAUAACACCGUCGUCAUAGAAGAUAUUAGGAAGCUAUGCACAGUGAGCAGUACAACAGAAGAGAGGAGUAGCGGGGGAUCCCAGUCAACAGGGAAGAGGAGAAGGACAUCAUCCUCGGAGAACAUAAGACACAGAACACAGCUCAGCCCCGACGAUACAAACAUUCAAUUACCCAAUGGACUCAUGGAAGGGGCGUGUGUCUUGCCCCGGGGAAUGUCCUGGAGGUCGUUGUUUCUCAUAAUACCUCUCAGACUUGGACUGAAUGAGAUUAAUAGUGUGUACAUGCAAAGACUCAAAAGGUGUUUCACGUUACCACAGUCAUUAGGAGUGAUAGGAGGGAAGCCUAAUCAUGCGCAUUACUUCAUCGGUGUACUUGGUGAAGAGAUGGUGUACCUUGACCCACAUACAACUCAGCCAGCUGCCGAUGUAGAUAAAUGGGCGUAUCUACAAGAUGAGAGCUUUCAUUGUGAACAUGCUAGUAGGAUGCCAAUUAGGAAUCUUGAUCCUUCAAUAGCCUUGGGUUUUUUCUGCCACUCGGAGGAGGAUUUCAACAAUUGGUGUAGAAAUAUACAAUAUGUAAUAUCAGAUGGUGAUCUGAGUCCAAUGUUUGAAUUAACGGAAACAAGACCUAAACAUUGGCCACCCUUUGAACCCAACAGUGUUUCAAUAGAACCUAGCUUUGAAAUCCGUGACUGUGAAUACCCAGAUGAGGACUUCCACAAUAACUCUGAUGAAGAUUUUGAGUUCCUUUGAUGAUCACAUGUAUGAGCUGCCAUGAAAGUCACAAGACAAACAG